AUGGACGUAAUAUUGAUAAAAGAGGAUUACUUUAUUCUCGACAUAAAAGUGCGGCCCAAUGCCUCUCAGACAGAAAUUCGUGCUUUCACUGAUGAAGAAUUUAUAAUUGCACUUGCGGCGCCAGCAGAUAAGGAAAAAGCCAACAAAGAACUUUUAAACUUUCUUUCAACGAUUUUUGGAGUCCAGAAAGACAAGUUAAGUGUUACUGGCGGACAACAUUCAAGUAGGAAAAAAAUUAGAGUAAGCUUAAGAGCGAGUAUUCAGGAGGUUACGAAUAUGAUAGCCAAGUGCAUGAAUAAGGUCUGA
This is a messenger RNA of Vittaforma corneae ATCC 50505, 306 nucleotides long. RefSeq names its product TIGR00251 family protein. The transcript has a single exon. The coding region runs from base 1 to 306 and encodes 101 amino acids. Lineage: Eukaryota; Fungi; Microsporidia; Nosematidae. Gene Ontology annotation, cellular component: cytoplasm. The record is from RefSeq and is a predicted model, not a curated record.